GAGAUGUUGAUUCUCGUGUUUUAGGACGAUUUCACGCUAGGUUGUUCUUGUUUGUGAUAUUUCAGGUCCUAGUACGUGAAUGAAGGUUUAGGAACGAGUUCGGGGUCGAUUGGACAAAGUUUGGACGUUUGGCAAGAAGCUGAGAAGCCACACACGGCCGUGUGGGUCGUGGCCGUGUGGGAUGGCUAAAGUCACUUAAUCGAAACUCUGCAUUUUGCAAACUCACACGGGCAGCCUGGGAGAGUCACACGGCCGUGUGGCCUGGCCGUGUAAGUCGGGAAUCUCUGGUUUUAAGCCAAAAUUCGAGCCAAAGGAGAGGAGAGCUGGAUUUUUGGUUCCCAAACACCCAAGGGACGAAUCCUAGAGAGAGAGAGCGACUUGGGAACAUUCUUGGAGCUAUUUUGGAGGAUUUCUUUGCCAUAGGAGCUCGGGAAUCAAGCUUGGAGAUGGAGAUUGAAGAUCAAGAUCAGAUUUCUGCAGUCUCUCUCUUCUCUAUGGGAGUAACUUCCCUUCACUUAGGUUUCGAGGAACCCUAGGUCCAUUUGUUAGGAUCUUUCUUGUAUGAAGUUUUGGAUGCUAUAUUGUUUGAUUAUAAUCGAUUGAGGCAUGAUUUAUUGAUUCAAUUGAAGCCCGAUCAUCUUCUCUUGAUUUCUUCUUUAACCUAUGAUAGAUAGAAUCUGAUUAGGUUAAGAGAGCUUCCUUGAUUGAUAGUGGUGAAUUGGUUGUGCGAGAGUCAAUCAAUUCAUUGCUUUGUACUGGAAUUCAUUCCAGUAGUGGAGAUCUGUUUGAAUUGCCUUAGCAGUCUAUCCCGGUGAAGGCUAGUCGCAUGUCGAGUAUUCUGUCUAAGAGGGCUUGGUCAGCUUAAGAGAUUCCAAGCUAAUUUAGGAUCUUCUGCAGUUUAAUCAACAGUAGAUCAACCAAAAGUAAUUGCAACUUGGACCUAAUUGAGGAGCUAGGGGGAAUCAUACCUAAGUGAGUUCCCAACUUGUAAUUAGUAUAUUAGUUAGUAGAGUAGUUUAGUAAAUCAAUCUUUAAUCUAGUUUGCUAGAUAAUGAACUGAAGUUGAGUAAUAGUAACUCUAGAGACCCGUGGAUUCGAUAUUUAUUACUUGUGCCACUAUACUGCAGUCCCUUUCAUUGGUUGCACUUGGCCAUAGUUAGGUGUUGUGUUUUAGCGUGUCAAGUUUUUGGCGCCGUUGCCGGGGACUUUCUAGAUUAUUAGGAAAGGCAGAAGUUUGUUACUUUAGCGGUUUUUCUUUUCUUUUCUUUUCCCCCCUUGCUUUUCACUUGGGUGUUUUUGUUUCUGUUGGUGCAUAUUGGAAUCAUGGAUCCUCAUGGCUUCUCCAAUCAUUGGGGGUAUCCACCACCAUCCGAGUGGUAUUAUCCCAAGACUCCCUGGAGAAAUCAAGGAGGAAGAGAUUAUGGAUUCGGGUUCCAGUACCAACCCCCUUACUACGGAGAACAAUCAGACCCCUGGGCAUAUCAAGAUCAACCUCAUUACCAAGAAGACUUUCUCCCACAACCAGAAGGGCCAUCAGAGCUGGAGUUACCCAUGGCGGCCUUCACGGGCCACUCUGCAGAGCCAUGCUACACUUCACUGGAAGAUCCGAACAAACAAUUAAGGCUUCUCGUGGAGCAGUUUGCUCGAGACACUGAAAGAUCAUGCUCCAAGAUGGAUCUUCAAAUCCAAGCCCUUGCCCCUUCCGAUCCCUCAUUUCUCCAUGAAAUGGAGGAGAUUGUUUAAUGCUCAGCGAAGCAAACAGAUUGGGUGGUGAAAGUUUGCUCACAUCCUGCUCAAGAUCACCUUUCUGCUACCACACUAGAAGAGGUGUAGGAUGACAAAGGCUACAGGGACGUUGAGGAGCAUACAGAAGUUAUCACAGAGAACUCCCAUGAUAAUCAUUUCUGCUCUAACAUGCAGGGCCCGAGCGAGGAGAUGCAAGAUGAUCUCAUUGAAGAAAUUACAUGGCGACUUGCUCUCCAAUCUGUUCUAGAAGAAGAGAGAGAAAGGGUGAGGGAAGAAGUUGUGGAGGAUGAAGAAGAAAUCAAAGAAGAGGAUGUUCUUGAUCAUUUCCCAGGGGUGAUACCACAAGAAGAAGAAAGGGAGGAUGAAUAAGAAAUUGGCGUCCAGGCUUAGGACGGAGUUAAGUUGGAAGAGGCCUGCACCGGCCAAGAAUUACAUGAUAUAUCUCCACCUAACUUCGAGGAACUACUUAGCAAGGACCCAUUUGAUUUGUCUCUUUGCCAUACCAAGGCCAUAUCGACAUCAGUCCCUCUUGGUGGACGCGAUGGUGGUCAAUCGAUGUUGUCAUAUCUAGUUUGAGGCAAUGAGACGAGAGAAGAGAAGAAGAGGUCUCGAGGGUGGAGACGUUAUCUGCAUCAAGUGCACGAGCUUCCAUCACCUUUCAUACCACAUGCUCGUGACUUGAGACUCCACCUCAUCGACGAGAACCUCAACUUCAAGGAGGUUUUGGGGUGGACCAAAAUUUAGGAGCCAUCGUCUGGCUUACGACGUGAAAGAAGCGCUUGUUGGGAGGCAACCCAACCAGUCGGUUUGCAUUUCUUUCUCUUUUUCUCCUCGGUUGAGUCAGUUUUGUUAUUUGAUUUUAGAGUCAAUAACUCAACCUUUGUGUUAUUUUGUGCGGUGUUUGUGUUCCGACUACUCUCUCCUCCUGGAAUGCACCGCCUGCCCCGUCCAGCAUCAUUCACCCUUGAUCUGGUAACUUCGCUCUACCCUCCUUAUCUUUCCUCCAUUGAGGACAAUGUCGUGCUUAAGUGUGGGGGGGAUGUUCGAUUAUGUAUGCGGGUGAAUGUUGGCUGUUUGUGUGCUUGGAGCCUAGUCCACUGUCCAAAUUUUUAAAUUUGAGGGCUCCAAGUACGUGUUUCCUUGCAAAUUGCCUGCUUAGUAUGCUUUGAAUUGACAGUCUCUAUAGUAAUGUGCAACCUAGGGAGGUAGUGUAGCACUAUGGAGGAUGUUGAAGUAUAAGAAUUUUCCUAUCUAGCUCUCUGUUGUGCCAGUUGAUUUUGUGAACUAGUGGAUUCAGGACCGUUGAUUCAUGUGGUAUUGAUGACACUUCUUAUGUUGUGUUGUGGACUCGUGUAUCGAAACAGGGUGCUCAUGUGGAAAAUGAAAAAUGCAGUUGGUCCUCCAUGUCAAAAUCAUUAAAUCUUAAACAUGGGGUAAGCCCAACGUGUGCGGCACCGUUCAUUGCACAAAAUCGGGUUUUGGAAGAGAUUUUAGUGAUCCUUGGUGGGGUAGGCCUACAAGGUGAAGCUAAGUUGUCUCUAGUACAAGUAAAAUUUACACCCGUUGAACGGUUUGCCUACUUGAGGAUGUGUUUUUAAGGGCACGGAUAGAGCUUCCGACCCCCCUUAAUUUCAUUGACCCUCCACACGAGUUGAGGAAAAGGAGUUAAAAGAAGUACUCUGGCGAGCGCCAGAUGUACAGAAAUUGCUCUUGGUCUACUAAUAAGGGUCGACCGUGCGAAAGACUGCAGUUGGAACCCCCGCUAAGAAAAAGAAAAAAAAAGA
Molecule: messenger RNA, 3530 nt
Organism: Linum trigynum
Lineage: Eukaryota; Viridiplantae; Streptophyta; Magnoliopsida; Malpighiales; Linaceae
Source: the annotation of a GenBank genome assembly